UGCAGAAGCGGCAGGAAGCGGCGAAGAGACGAAACGGCGGCAUGGCGGGAGCGCGCGGCAGGGGCGACUACGCGGAGGAGCGAGAGAAGGCGGCGGCGUUCCUGGAGGGCUUCCAGCGGAGCGCGGCCGGGCGGCAGCCGCAGCACAAGGAGCAGCGCCCCUACUGCGCCCAGCUGGAGGCGGUGGCCCAGCGGGAGCGCGCGGCCCUGUGGGUGGACCUGGAGGACGUGGCCGAGGAAGACCCGGCGCUGGCCGAGGCCGCCUGCGAGAACGCCCCGCGCUACCAGCGCCUCUUCGCCGACGCCGCCGCCGAGCUGCUGCCCCGCUUCCGACGGGGCGAGCCCGCCCGCAAGGACGCCCUGGACGUGUACCUGGAGCACCGGCUGCUGCUGGAGGGGCGCGCGCGGGAGCCCGGCCAGCCCCGCGAGCCGCAGAACCGCUUCCCGCCCGAGCUGCUGCGCCGCUUUGAGCUGUAUUUCAAGGCUCCUGUGGGCACCAAGGCCCGGGUGAUCCGGGAGGUGAAAGCUGAUUCAAUUGGCAAACUGGUGACCAUCCGCGGCAUUGUCACCCGUGUCUCCGAAGUGAAGCCUCGUAUGGUGGUGGCGACAUACAGCUGUGACCAGUGUGGUGCAGAGACUUACCAGCCGAUCCAGUCCUCAACUUUCAUGCCUCUCUUGAUGUGCCCAAGUCGCGAAUGCCAGACCGACCGAGCAGGGGGGCGACUCUACCUGCAGAGCCGUGGUUCCAAGUUCAUCAAAUAUCAGGAGCUCAAGAUACAGGAGCACAGUGACCAGGUGCCAGUGGGCAACUUGCCACGCUCCAUCAAUGUAAGCGUGCAAGGGGAGAAUACACGUCUCGUGCAACCAGGAGACCACGUCAGCGUCACCGGAAUCUUCCUUCCUGUGCGACAGACUGGCUUUAGGCAGCUCUUGCAGGGUCUCCUCUCUGACACAUACCUGGAGGCUCAUCACAUUGUCUGUGUGAGCAAAAGCGAACAGGAGGAAGUAGGGGAAGGGGAGCUAACCGAGGAAGAGCUCCGCCAAAUUACAGAGGAGGACUUCUAUGACAAGUUGGCUGCCUCUAUUGCCCCGGAGAUCUACGGACACGAGGAUGUCAAGAAAGCCCUGCUGCUUCUGCUGGUGGGGGGUGUGGACCAGAACCCCCGGGGCAUGAAGAUACGUGGGAACAUCAACAUCUGCCUUAUGGGGGAUCCAGGGGUAGCCAAAUCCCAGCUGCUCUCCUACAUCACGCGCCUGGCACCACGCAGCCAGUACACGACAGGGCGGGGGUCCUCUGGAGUGGGACUGACAGCUGCUGUGCUGCGCGACCCGCUGACGGGGGAGCUGACUUUGGAGGGGGGAGCGCUGGUGCUGGCUGACCAGGGUGUCUGCUGCAUCGACGAGUUCGACAAGAUGCUGGAGUCGGAUCGCACAGCUAUCCACGAAGUGAUGGAGCAGCAGACCCUCUCCAUUGCCAAGGCGGGCAUCCUGACCACACUGAAUGCCCGCUGUGCCAUCCUGGCAGCAGCCAAUCCCGCCUACGGACGCUACAACCCCAAGCGGAGCCUUGAACAGAACCUCCAGCUCCCAGCCGCCCUGCUCUCCCGCUUCGACUUGCUGUGGCUGAUCCAGGACCGGCCCGACCACGACAACGACCUCCGGCUUGCCCAGCACAUCACCUACGUGCACCAGCACAACCGGCAGCCGCCCUCCCAGUUCCAGCAGCUGGACAUGGGCCUCAUGAGGAGAUACAUUGCCAUGUGCAAGCAGAAGCAGCCAGCUGUACCGGAAUCGCUGGCGGAUUAUAUCACAGCCGCCUACGUGGAGAUGCGGAAGGAGGCCUGGGCCAGCAAAGAUACCACCUACACUUCAGCCCGUACCUUGCUGGCCAUCCUGCGGCUGGCCACGGCCCUGGCACGGCUGAGGCGUGUGGACGUGGUUGAGAAGGAGGAUGUGAACGAAGCCAUGCGUCUCAUGGAAAUGUCGAAGGACUCCCUGGUUGCAGACAAGGGACAGCCAAGCAGAACCCAACAGCCGUCCGAGCUGAUCUUUGCGGCCAUCCGGGAAAUGGUUCCAGUUGGGGGGGUCCGCUCCGUCCGCCUGGCAGAGGCCGAGCAGCGCUGCAUCUCAAAGGGCUUCACACCGGCUCAGUUCCACGCGGCGCUUGAGGAUUACGAAGAGCUGAAUGUCUGGCAGGUGAACCAGCAGAAGACCCGCCUCACCUUUGUUUGAUGCUGCCCUGAGGGGGGCCACCGGCUGUUUUCCCAGAAAGAGGCCUUUUACUCCACUUUUUAAAACAGGAUUUAAUUUUUCCACAAUAAAGAUACAUAACAAUC
Messenger RNA from Eublepharis macularius, 2335 nucleotides. It is a transcript of the gene MCM7, whose product is annotated as minichromosome maintenance complex component 7. Lineage: Eukaryota; Metazoa; Chordata; Lepidosauria; Squamata; Eublepharidae. Gene Ontology annotation, cellular component: MCM complex; nucleus. The transcript is spliced from 15 exons. Gene Ontology annotation, biological process: double-strand break repair via break-induced replication; DNA replication initiation; DNA strand elongation involved in DNA replication. Bases 42 to 2231 code for a protein of 729 amino acids. The record is from RefSeq and is a predicted model, not a curated record. Gene Ontology annotation, molecular function: single-stranded DNA helicase activity; single-stranded DNA binding; ATP hydrolysis activity.